CUCACGCGUUCUGGGGAUUGUACUUGGAGACCAGGGAGGAGCACUUUACCAUUUCAUCCUACCGAGUUAAGAGUGAACUCUAACCAGCUGGCUUGUCGUUCUUGUUUUUUUUAAUACCCUUUUUAAGUGCGGACCGGCAGAAAACGCACUCCUCCUCGGAGUCCAUCGGACAGCCGUGCGUAAAGACACUCUCGCUCCAAAUCGGUUUUACGCACCGGAUCAAAAGAUAAUCAGUCGCCGUUUUUCCGUGCAGUUCUAGAAGUUAAAAGACCAAAUUUUGACCAGAAAAAGGUGGUCCGUUUAGAGACGUUUGACCUGUCACGAGAAAGCCGAAGAAACUUCUCCGUUUCAAUCGUAAUUUGGCCCCAACCCGUUUUUCGUAUGAAUCUCCUCGACCCUUACCUGAAGAUGACGGAGGAACCAGACAAGUGUCUCUCCGACGCCCCGAGCCCCAGCAUGUCCGAGGACUCCGCGGGAUCUCCGUGCCCGUCCGGCUCGGGCUCCGACACGGAGAACACCCGGCCUUCUGAGAACGGGCUACUCGGUCUUGAUGGAGAGUUUAAGAAGGAUGAGGACGAUAAGUUUCCCGCUUGCAUCCGCGAGGCUGUGUCCCAGGUGCUCAAGGGCUACGACUGGACUCUCGUGCCUAUGCCAGUGCGCGUUAACGGGUCCUCCAAGAACAAGCCUCACGUGAAAAGACCGAUGAAUGCCUUCAUGGUGUGGGCGCAGGCUGCGCGCAGGAAGCUGGCUGAUCAGUACCCUCACCUGCACAACGCGGAGCUCAGCAAAACUCUGGGGAAACUCUGGAGACUUCUCAAUGAAGGCGAGAAGCGGCCGUUUGUGGAGGAGGCCGAGCGGCUGCGGGUGCAGCACAAGAAGGACCACCCCGACUACAAAUACCAGCCCCGGCGGAGGAAGUCCGUGAAGAACGGCCAGAGCGAGUCGGAGGACGGCAGUGAGCAGACGCACAUUUCCCCCAAUGCCAUCUUCAAAGCUCUCCAGCAGGCGGACUCCCCGGCCUCCAGCAUGGGAGAGGUGCACUCACCGGGUGAGCACUCAGGCUCCCAGGGGCCCCCUACUCCUCCCACCACCCCAAAGACUGAUGUCAGCUCGAGCAAGAUGGACCUAAAGCGAGAGGGUGGCAUCCGCUCUCUGUCCGACGGCACCGGCGGCCGCCAGCUCAACAUCGACUUCCGCGACGUGGACAUCGGCGAGCUGAGCAGCGACGUCAUCUCCCACAUCGAGACCUUCGACGUCAACGAGUUCGACCAGUACCUUCCGCCCAACGGGCACCCCGGCUCAGCGGGCGGCCCCGGCAGCUCCGCGCCGGUCGCUUACACCGGCAGCUACAGCAUCAGCGGCGGCGGCCCGGUGAGCCCGCAGGCGGCAUCUGCCGCGGCUUGGCUGGCGAAAAGCCAGAACCAGCAGGGACAGCAGCAGCAGCAUUCUCUGACCCCUCUGGGGGGAGGGGGCGCCGAGCACCGGACCCAGAUCAAGACGGAGCAGCUGAGCCCGAGCCACUACACCGAGCAGCAGGGCUCCCCGCAGCACGUGGCCUACAACAGCCCCUUCAACCUGCAGCACUACAGCCCCCCGUCCUCCGCCUACCCGGCCGCCAUCUCCAGAGGGCAGCAGUACGACUACGCCGACCACCAGGGGGGCGGGGCCGCCGGCUACUACAGCCACGCGGGGGCGGCGGCGGCAGCGGCGGGGCAGGCCUCGGGGCUCUACUCGACUUUCAGCUACAUGAGCAGCCCCAGCCAGAGGCCCAUGUACACGCCGAUAGCCGACAACACGGGGGUGCCGUCCAUCCCGCAGAGCAGCCCGCAGCACUGGGAGCAGGCGCCGGUCUACACCCAGCUCACCAGGCCUUGAGGGCCACGCAGAUGUGACAAGCAGAACACUUUACUUCGGGAGCGGGGGGGGGGGGAUCCAUGAACCAGACACUUGAAUGAAGAAGAGGAGAGCUUGUGAUUGGCUCACGUCGUGCCUUGCUAUUCUAUCUUAAUUGGAACUUUUAUAUAUAUAUAUUUUUAGAGAGAUGGAGAGACUUAGGAAAAUCCUCUGUGAGGACUUAUUGAUUGUUGAUAUUGCAGUAGGUACUGCGUCUGUUAUAUUUUUGGUUUGAAUUCUUCACCACGCCGCCGGCAGUAACCAAUGGGGGGGGGGGUGGGGAGUCCUGGAUAAUUAUUUCUACAUGUAAAUAUAAAAAUGCUUUAUAUUUGACACAGCUCAGCAGCUCCCCACUCAUGGUAGCGCGCAUUCUAGAUGUUGCUUCUCUUCGCUCUUCCCUGGGGAAUCGUGUGAGGGGGCAGGGGGGGGGGGGGGGGGGGGGCUGCAGCCCUUUCCGCCAUCAGUGCCUUGGAGUUUUACACUUUCUUUGUAUGCGUGUUUGUGCAUGUGUGCGCCCGACAGCCACAGCUGAGAUUACACUUACCGUCCAGCAGCGUGUUUUUGACAGCUACAGGAAGUCACCUUUGACCCCCCCCCCCCCCCCCGGGCCCCUCCUCCUCGGGUGCCCCCCUCCCCUCAGUCUCCCACCAUGGUGGUGUCCAAAACAUUCCCUUCACCCCUUGGACCCAGUUUGAAACUUUAUUUAUUUAUUAGCUUUAAUUUUAUUUCAAAGUAAUUAUUAUUUUGCAUACUAUUCUUAUAACUAAUGUCCUCUUUGCCAAUGUACACAGCAUAUCAUUUCCCCCUUUUUUGUUUCAAUUUUGAAUUCCCACCCAGGAGGUACUGAGACAAAAUGGUACAGGCCGUAAUCGUCUUUUUCUGUUUAUUUAUGUUAUCUAAAUGUAUUUGCCUUUUUCCUGGGGGUUUGGGUGGGAUUAUCUAACGAUUUGUGUACGGAUUAUUUGUUAUUUUUCUAAGUUGGACUUUUAUAAUGGCUGAUAGAACUGGAAAAUGUUCAUCUCUGUUACAAGCUUUAUACACUUUUUCUCUUUCUUGUUCUUUGGUUUGUGCGAUUACCGGAGAGACCUUUUGCUCUCAAAAGUUCUUUGUCCUUUUCGCUUAGGAACAAAGAACUCAUGUUCACAGUACUCUUUGCUUUCCCUUUUUCUGUGAUCUUGCCUUGUAUUUGUACGGUCUUUAAAGACUCUUUUGUAUAUGUAUUUGCAAUAAAAGAGAAAAUGCUAUUAAAAACAAAAGGUAAAUUUGCGA
Messenger RNA from Pungitius pungitius (ninespine stickleback), 3162 nucleotides. RefSeq names its product transcription factor Sox-9-A-like. Gene Ontology annotation, biological process: positive regulation of chondrocyte differentiation; chondrocyte differentiation; negative regulation of transcription by RNA polymerase II. Gene Ontology annotation, molecular function: DNA-binding transcription factor activity, RNA polymerase II-specific; RNA polymerase II cis-regulatory region sequence-specific DNA binding. The record is from RefSeq and is a predicted model, not a curated record. Lineage: Eukaryota; Metazoa; Chordata; Actinopteri; Perciformes; Gasterosteidae. The coding region runs from base 382 to 1875 and encodes 497 amino acids. The transcript has 3 exons. Gene Ontology annotation, cellular component: nucleus.